Molecule: messenger RNA, 7520 nt
Organism: Amoebophrya sp. A25
Lineage: Eukaryota; Dinophyceae; Syndiniales; Amoebophryaceae
Source: the annotation of a GenBank genome assembly
UGUUCUAUCUUGUUUACUGAAGAGAGGUAUGGAAUCUUCAUAAAAAGAAACAUGCGCAUCGUUUCAAGUACCGGACAAGGCCUUCAACAUGAAGAGGUCGAUCUUCAGGAUGGUCUUUCUGGGAAUGAAGGAGUAGUAGGAACAGCAGAUGCAGAAGAUUUCGCUGGUGUAUCAGCCGCGCCGCCUGAUGUCGCAUUUGAUGUCGCUGACAUCUUCAAGUUAUGUUGUCAGCGGGAGUAAGAAUACCAAGUUGAAAUCCAAGUACAUAGCCUUGUAUCUUGAGGAAUGGUUGCGUGGUACGAAGUGAUCUUCGUACAACAAAUAGACCAUGCCGCAGUUCGGGAAUGUUGUUACAACUCUACAAAAAUGAAUUUUUAUACACCUUGACCUUCCUGGCCAUCGCUAUAAUGUAGUACUACUAUAAAAAUAUUAUGAUCAUCUAACCAAGGAUGUGGACCUUUCUGCUUUCCAGCGGGCACAAGCUUUACUGGAAAAACCGCUUUCACCGACAGUGGCAGAACGCGAAGCUACCAUGACGAUAGUAGAAGAUGGACGAGAGCAACAUCAAGAUCUUCAACUUCAAAAUGGUGGAGCACAAAAAGCGCCUAAGAACAAAAAGAACACGACAUCAGGUCGCGGCAAUAAUAAAUCCCAACCGUCUACUUCUGGUGCGAAAAAUCCAGGAGCCUCUAAUACGAAGAUCAUGGAUGACCAUGAGCUCCGAAGUGGAUUGGCCACGUCCUCUUCGAUUAUGACCACACUUCGUCAUUCGUCAUUCUUAUCUUCUAUCACAAAUUGAGAAAUAAAGGAGUCAAAGGUGAAGUGAAGUAGAUUCUUUUGAUUAUUCCCUCUCCUACCCUGAUAAAGUGUGUGAUUUUUUUUCUGCAGGGUUAGUUAAUUUUUUUUCUGCAGGGUUAGUUAGUCUUUGGCUAAUCUCAGUCUAGUCAACACUCGUCAUUAUAUUAUCUUGUACCACAGUUCAUUUUUUUUGAGUUUUCUCCUCUCUAAUUGCUAAGGAGCUGGAGAAGCAGCGCUAAAAGUUGACUAUGACGCUGAAGAGGAUGUGGCGCUACAACGCGAGUAUGAGCGACAAAGCGGUGCUGUCGUACCACCUGGAUGUAUGAGAACAGGAAAAGUAGACUCAGUGGAAGGAAUGUUGAAACUGCGUAGUGGUCAGCAUAUCAUCACGCUUGCGUAUCGUACGCGGUAGUGGUACUAGUAGUUGCCUUCACUAUGAGCUAUCAAGAAUGAAUCGAAGACUGCUCUCAUCAGCCUACUACGUAUUCAACAUCAGAAGAUACUCUAAUUUCUCCGAACUACAGGCAUCUGGAGAAAUGAUAGUGGAACAGUCAUUCUCGUUACGGGACAUAGUGAGCGAUCUCGACUCGUUUACCCAAGGUCUCAAGCAAAAGAAUCCCGCUUUUUUGAUUAUGGUGAUUCUUGAUUCUUAAUGUGGAUAAUGAGCAGCACCUCGCUGAAACUGUCUCUACAUAUUACGUACUGGCAUGGCCGUGUCACUACUGCUCUCACCAGUGAGUACCAUUACUGGCAUUGUCGUGCCAGUGGUCCUACCAGUCGUGAGUUUUUUUUUCUAGUAGUGUGAACAUGAUCUACAGGUAGAAUGCUACGAGGAAAUACGUGGCGAGUCUUCUACUUUUAGACAUGCUAUUUGAAACUCUAAAAAGAAGCCUGGUAUACCGAGACAAGGUGCGUCGUCCAAGGAAAAGGACUACAUUAAGGCUCAAGAUAGAAGACGAGUACGAGUAGCUUUCGUUUUUCAUUUGUUAGUGGGUAUUUGAUGGUUGAUUCUCGACUUCAUCAUCUAGCACAGAAUGGAGUAGCGGCUGCGUCUGCAGUAAACAACUCAAUUAUUUGGAGCGAGAAGCGAACAGCAAUAAAUUGUUGGUUGUUAUUGAUUCCUUUUUCAAUUCGUCAUGGUACUAGACGUAGAUGAUUUCCGAAGAAAGAGACUCAUUCUCAUGUGCAGUUGUACUAGGAUCAUUGUGCUGUGUAUUCAUGCCUCCUUCGAAUCAUUAUGAUCGUGCUCCUGCUAAUCACAGUGAAGAGGCCGUGAAGCAGAAGAUGGACCGAAUUCAAGAGCUGGAGACUGAGCUGCAGAAAGCGAAGAAAAAUUCAUCCCGUCACGCGAAGCGGCGGACAUCUUCCUCAGGAGGAGGCAUCGUGGUAAACAAUUCUCCAAUUAAGGCGAUUUGUUUUUCAUCAAGUAUCCCUUGUUCAUAGGCAUCUUGAUUAUCUUCCGCUUCCGGGGUGCGGGUGUGAAGACCAGGAUAUAUUUUUUUAAGUGCCCCUAUAUAUUAAGCUUCUAAGAAACUUGUUGGGGGUAAGAACUUAUAAGUGCGGAUAAUCAGGAUAAAUGCCACUACUUCUAAACCAAGCGCAGCCUCAUCUCGAGAACACGUCAGAGGUUCAGGAGGUAAGGGACAACAAGACGACAGUUUUUCAGUAGACGUGAAGAUGGAGGACGCUUUCGGAGAUGGGUACACUUGUUUGGACGAAGACGAUCAUGAUGAAGCUGUUGGAGCAAGUAGGAGCGCCACAUCUCCUUCAAAAGCAAAGGUUGAAAAAAACAAUAAGAAAGGGCCUGCAGGAGCUGGAGGAGUAAACAACAAGGGCAAUGGCAAGAAUCCACCUAGAAGAGGUCGUGCAGUGUCCUCGAAUAAUCCGGAGAAUGAAGCAAAGGUCAAUCGGCUCCAAGAAUUAACGAAGCAGCGCGUUCUUGAUUUACGAAGAAAGCAAAUGGAGGAAAAAAAAGCCGAAGAAAUACGGAAGGAGCAGGAACGAGAACGAAAAACAAGCAUACACUAUGGGAAGGUGGUAGAGGGGAUGAUCAUUCGUGAAUACCUACAGUUUUUUCCUUUACAGGAAAUGCUCCUGUAUUUCAAAUGCGCCAAAGACUUACGUCGAUCAUCAAAUGGGUUGCUUCGUCCACCUAAGUACUUAACAUCAAGGUGAUCAGGAAAGGGGAACCAAGGAUCAAGAAAAGUAGCGAAUUUGAAGAUAGCCGCUCUAAGAACAGGAGCCAGCUGUUAGCGUUCUGACAAGCCAGCAAGAGUCUCAGAACCGUGUGGCAGAACGAAAGCGUCAGCAGGCAAGAGAAGCACACGAGCGAAAGAAGAUGGAGUAUAUUAUCAUGCUUCUUCUCUUUUAAAGAAAAAGUUUGUCUUCUCCUUAUUUUGUCCUUUUAGUCUUCGUUUCUUCCGUCCUGAUUUUCUCCUAUCUAUCCUCUUCCUCUCUUCUAUGCCUUCGUAUCCUCUUCUGUCCCAAAAUAUCCUUCUAGGUCCGAAGCUUUAGAACGAGAACGUGACAUAUUGCGUGAGAAAGCUCGAGAGUUGCAGCAGCGGACGGAAGAGCGUUUACAAGCGCGUACUAGAGAAGAGAUAGAAAAACGACAACAAGACCACGCAGAUCGGGCCACUAAAGAACACGAAGAUUAUGAGAGGUUGCUUUAUGUUGAGUCCGUUGGGAAGAACAAGAUGAAGAUUGCGCGAGUGUGUUUUUUCGAAAAAAUAGGCCGUUUGCAUAAAAAUUUGCUGUUCUUCAGUUUUUAGGUCUUGAGGAUAGUCGACAUGGAAGUAGUGAUACUUCGAAGAUGAGCCGCGCGGUGUCUAGACAUCAUCUCUAAUCUCAAGUGUCUAGACAUCAUCUCUAAUCCCAAGCGUCUAGACAUCAUCUCUAAUCCGAAGUGUCUAGACAUCAUCUCUAAUCCAAAGUGAUCACGAAGGAGCUAAAGGGACAGCUACUUGCCGAAGCUCAGCGAUUGUUACGACUACUGAACUUCCAUGAUUCCAAACGGUAACAAUUUGUUGAGUAUUUCGUUUUCCACCGAUGAAGAUAUGAAUUGAACCCAUAUGCAGCAUACACUCGAGGCUACUUGUUCGACGAAGAGAUAUUGAACAUCAUGCCAAGAAAAAUCUAGUACUGUAGAAUUACAACAUCAUGGAACAUUAUCUAACUUCUUCUGGCUCUAAUGCUGGCUCGGGAACGAUGUCGGGAGAUUUUGACUGAAAACCGGGAUAAAGAAGCGCGCGAGCGAGAGGAGAAAGAACACGAGGAACAGCAACGACGGGAGAGGUUGCGCUUUGCUAGAGAAAAAUACUCGACAAGAUUAAGGCUUGUUGCAGCACACUUGGAUCAUCAUGCAAUUGUAAAGCACUAGAUAAAACAACCGGUUCGUUUUUACCUCUAGCGUGUAGCCCUUCCAACAAUAUAUGACACGCUGUAUCUUGCUCUUCGUCUUCUACUUUUUUCUUUUUCAAGACAUCUCCGGACCUUGUGAUGCGCAUCUGCACGACCGAUCUUCUACUAGUACACAGCUAGUAGAACGAAUCCAUGAAUCAAAUUCAAAAUCAAUGAUAGAACCAAGGUGACAGCUCUAAUCCAACCAAAAGGUGGCGCGGGCCAAGCUAGGACACCUUUGAUGGCGGCACAAGUGAGGCAAGACAAUCAAGGGGCGCACUCAUUUCCUGUGGCUUACAAAACUGGACUAGAUCAUGUGGAGUCACAAGUAGGACGGGGAAGGGGAACAACAGAUACUCGAUCAUCUUAUCACGGUGAUCAAGAUCACUCUACUUCGGAGAGCACCACUACAACAGGCUACACCAGUACACGAGGAGCAUCAAGACGGUCAUCCAAUGCAACAAGCACUUCUAGAAAUGGUAAUGGAGCAACUUCAAAAAAGAACUCGACAGUAGACCAAACGCCAGAAGAGGACGACUUUGUCUUUGACUUACAUGGAGGACCGCAAAUAGGAGUAGUAAUAAAGUCAGCAACUCCAUCACCGACGACUACAACAUCGACUGCACCUGCGGUUGGUGCUGCAAAACCUGGUCGCCCUCCUGGAGGUGGAGCUUUUCAGAAAACCUCUGCUACCUCUUCUACCUCCACAAAUCGAGGUGCCGCUCCCAGCUCUUCAUCGUCGUCGAGUACCUACAGUGGAGCUGCUAGGAAUAGACCUCCUUCAGCGUCCUCGAGUACCUACAGUGGAGCUGCUUCAGGGAAAAAGUUAGCGGCGAAUGGCUCAGGAGCAAGGAAGGAGAAAAUUGUUAAGGCAGAUUCUUGUACUUCAUUCCUGUCCAUGAAGACCUCUAGCUAGGUAAAUGAAUGAAUGAGUGCUGUGGGUCUACAUUUUUUUUUGUCUUUCAAGAAGGGUGAUGAAUGAAAGAUGAGAGGGUGAACUCUGUUUGUGAGAUGACGGCCAAGAUAUCUGUUUGUGCCACAAAGUUGUAGAGCGAGAGAAGAUGACCACUCAGAGAACUACGAGGGUGAACUCUUCGCCAAAAGAGACUGUUGAUGUUGAAAAUAUAGACCUCGCUGAACGUGUUCUAAGACUAGCGCUGGCGCAGCAGCGAAAAACGGGAUAGAGGUGCAUGAAAACUUCGAGCUUAUCGGUGGCGGAAAUUCCUUCCUCGACGAACAGGAUUUAGUUAUGAAACAUGGUCCUUAUCAUGGUGACCGUGAUAGUGAUACUAGGUAGAGUAUGGUCUAGGAGCGCAUAACUUGCCACGUUCUCAUGGUGAUAGGCGAAUCUAUCUCUAAUUCCCGCAGUCACCUAGAGAACGAGGUAGAAGAGCUCGAUGCCCAACUUCAGAGCCGAUUGAUGGUCCUGGAACCGGAACGCCAAAUAGGCGUUGUGAAUCGAUCAUCGGCUAGUGCUGGUGGUAUUAAGGCUCAAUUGCUCAGACUGAGACUUGCUGCGCCAAUGACAAGAGACUAUGUACUUAUGUUUCUGGUACGGAAGCGUCUGCCUCUGCUGCAUGGAUCACAAACAGAGAGUUCAAGAAUCAAUUAUUUGUGUCUUCCUCCCAACACACAAUGGGCAUGGAGUUAACGGGGGUUGUAAUACCAAGAACCCCAAGGGGAAGCUAGCCCUAGCGUCUACUUGCUCGAAUAAAAGUAGUGUUCCUUCGUCCUCUUCUAAUCCGAGUAGUGUCCCUUCGUCCUCUCGGAGAAAUAGCCGACCGACGUCUGCCUGCUCCUCCACAGUCUCCAACGCAUCGGCUCGAGGUCAAAACUUAGCGAAUGCCGGUCGACAAGUUUUAUUAAGGCGUUGGCGUUAUUUGUAUUCCUUAUACUAUCUAAAUCUAUAAAUACAUGUUGAUCUUCUACGAGGACGUCACUGGAAAGAACACUUUCUUCAUUUGGUUUAUUAGCUCCAACUCUUGCGUCUGGAACUACGAAGAUGGCAGAUCCUCCACGAAAGUCAUCCUCUAGCUCUUCUGCUCCUGCACCGCGCGGUCUGUCUCAACUUGAAGUUUUCGAUAUGAUGAUGGCGCAACAACAAGUAGAAGUUUCUAGAGGAGGCGGACAUAGAGUUGACGACCUCCACGAGGAAGAAGAUGAUGCCUUUAGUAAUACAGGAGGAGGAGCUGAGAACGAGGAUUUUCCAGAUAUCAGAGAACCACAAACUAUGGUAGAUGGCUACGGCGUUCAGCCACACACGGUUACCUCAAACGCGGCAGAUCGAGAUGAAACAGUGCCCUUCCCAAAAGCAUUAGCGGCGUUCAAAGCAAGACAAAGUUAAGAACCGUGGAUGAACAUGAAUGUGUCAGCAUUUCAACAUCCGUAGACGUAGUAUGUUGAUGAUUGGCAUGAUUUUUACCAUCAUUGCUGCAGAAUUAUCGGUUUAAACAACAUUGUAUAAGUAGCCCUUGUAAGCUAAAGUAUAAGAGUGCUAGUGUUAAUAUUGCUUCACCUCUAACAACCCAAUGGACCCGAUAACAGCAGUGGCGAUCACGUUUCAACAUCAGGGCCCCCUGCUACAGGUGCCAGUGUGACUUCGGCAAAAAGAAAGCCUUUGUGGAAGCAAAAACCCAUUCCGACGCCAUCGACUGACGAAAUCAUUCAAAACCUCAGGAAAGCUCGCGGAGGGCGCGACAAGUAGUUGUAGCGGAUCGGUCAACGUCUAAACUCAAAAAACCUCAUGUGCUGCAGUGCAGAGGCGGCAUUGAUGGGAACAUGUAGAACAAGGAAAUGCAGAUGCACAGAAAAGAGAACACUCGAUAGCGAAAAUAUAAGAAACUCGAUUAUAGUAGAGAAGCUCGCAAACACCUUUGAAAAUGCGAUCAUGUCUAGUCAAGUAUAGCAGAAGUCAAGAAGCAGAUCAAGUAUCAUCAAGAAUGCAGUCUUCGAUGAGGACACGGUUAACCCAACGUUGGAAUUACAUCUCAAGUCCGAAAAUUUUGCUGCCUGCUAGGAGUACAAACGGGGACACCCCGACAAUUUUUUCUUCAGUGAGUCAGAUUCAGUCUGUCCGAUUAUACCGAUUCAGGGAGAGGGAUCAUGUGUUGAACAAUAUACUUUACACGCUGUUCUUCUUCUCCUUACUAAAACAAAUUCGAGCAGUUAUUGUACAUCUUACUAGUUGGGUCUUCAUCAGACAGGAGAUGCUAUAGUCUUCUUCCGAACAGCCUGGUGACUGGUGUAGAAAUGAUGUUACUGCUGGUUGUGCACUUAAGAAAGCACUGGCGCUUUAUUUGGAGGAACAAGGAACUAUAAUUGCA